GCUUAAGAAUUAUUUUUAAAGUUUGUAAAACUACUGAAACGCAUGCUCCAUAGAGACUCAAAUAGGUCCAGAGAUGAUGGGUCAUUACCUAAAGCUCAGCUAGAGGUUGUGAAGUGAUCUCCGCGAGCGCACAUUAUCACACUGUCAGCAGUGGACUGAGCUGCAGAUGAGCACAGCUCGUCACGCGACCAGCUGAAGGAGCAGAUCUGCUUUACGCACAGCAGAGCGCGGUGCUCUCGGUCACUCCGCACGGACACAAACACACGCCUGGCCGAUGGGGCAGGAACACGGCGAGCUACUCGGCAUCUAAGCGCGACAGAAGGAGCACCAUGAGCCUGGAGGAACCGCGCGCUCUGCCAUGCUGAGCAUCCCCGCCGCGCUGCUGCUGCUGCUGGCGCUGUCCGCUCCCGCGCGCUGCUCCCACGGCUGGAGCGACGAGGAUCUGCUGCUGCCGCCUAUCAACUCCUCCGGCAGGUUCUUGGCCAGCCUGGAGGUGGAUGUGGGAUACUCGAAGAGGUCGGUGGAGGAGCCCGAAGCCUCCUCGCAGUGUAAUGUAAGCGUGGAGAGGCUGCCGACCAAACUCGUGGCACGUUGGGACAGCAACUUCGGCUUCCAGUGCGACGUGCUUCUGUACACCACCAACAACCACGGAAAGGCGUUUUUUUCCGCCGCCUUCAACCGGGCGAUCUCACCGGUGUACAUCGAGCACCUGGGCGUCACAGGCGGCCAGCAGGAGUUCAGGCUGUGCGUCGGAUGCGGGCUGUCCCGGUACCGGAGGUUCAGACGCGGCCGGUCAGAGGGUCCGCAGACCGGAGACUCGGUGCAUUUCUGCUGCGUGGAUUUUGCGCUGGACGAGCUGAAAGGGGACCGGAGCUGGAGGCUCAACCGCAAACCCAUCGAGUCCACGCUGGUGGCCUGUUUCAUGACUUUAGUCAUCAUCAUAUGGAGCGUCGCUGCCCUCAUAUGGCCGGUGCCCAUAAUCGCGGGAUUUCUGCCCAACGGAAUGGAGCAGAGAAGGCCGAGGUAAUGGAGCAGCUGGAAUCCUGGUAACACUUUACAAUAACAGUACAUACAUAACGAUGUCCUAAUAUCUAAACUAAACGUUAUUAUGAACUAAUGGUGAGUUAAGGCAUGCGCUAUAAGAACUAAGCGAGUCACAGUUCAUGUGUGAAUAAGGGUUACUACAUUAAAGUCUGCAUUAAAUUAAAAUAUGCUCUUCUUAUUUUUAUAUUUAAUAGCCUAGUAGUGUUUGUGCAAUUCAUUAUUUUGGAAAUAUUAAUUUGCUCUCAGAAUUUUUUAAAAUACACUAUACCCUGUUAUGGACGUGACAUCUCUCCGAUAUGGAUGUGAAAUUUCCACUUGUGUAACUUCAGUAAAUUAAAUAUAAUAGUUUGAAAACACUGACCGAGACAUUUAAGUAUUUUUAAAGUACUGUAAAAUACUUGCUUACGCAAAAAUGUAGAAACGGUAUGGCUAUUUUGCUGAAAACUACAUUUCUGUUCAUGGAAAGGUUGACAUUUGCAUGGAAUUGCUCA
Danio rerio (zebrafish) is the source of this 1535-nucleotide messenger RNA. The record is from RefSeq and is a predicted model, not a curated record. Lineage: Eukaryota; Metazoa; Chordata; Actinopteri; Cypriniformes; Danionidae.